AUGAACUCCACCAUCACAGACUGCCCCGUCCAGGGCAACCCCGACCUCUACGGCCUGGGCAUCCGCGUCGGCAUCUACAUCCAGAUGAUCACCGUCCAGCUCUCCGGCCUCGCCAGCGCCAUCUUCAAGACCGAGGAUUCCCUCGGCCAGGGCACAAUCAUCUUCGUCCUGGCCACCGGCAUCGUCCUCAUCAACCUCCUGCAGCAGGCCGCCGGCUCCUCCGUGCAGCCCGACGGCACCACCAUCCUACAGCCGGUCGAGGUGUUUCCCAUCCUCACGCUGCUGCUAGCCCAGGUGGGCGUCUGCCGCGUGCCGUACUGGAAGGGCCAGACGACGGCGCUCAUCUACACGUUCGAGGUGGGCGGCCUGAUUGCGCUGUUUGCCUGGUUCUGGUGGCAUGGCAUGGACACGCUGCCGCACACGUGCCACGACGACAAGGCCUUCUUCUUCGCCAAGGUGAGCAUCUGGCAUUGGUUCCGCACCCUUAACAAGGUGGGAUCCGUGUUUGCCAUUAUCGGCGGAGUUGUCUCGGUCCUCUUUUACCUUGGAGCCAUCAUUCUAUUCACCUUUGUGAGAGGAGUCAGCUUCGUCAAGAGAUUCAACGACAAAAGCAGCGGCAGGUCCAAAGAGGACGACAACCCCAUGAACUACGGGCCGCUCGAUUUCCUGGUCAACAUCGGCGCCAUUGUGUACGUCGAGAUGGCGCUCAAGUGGAAUCACAUCUCGGGCGUGCACAGCCUGGCCGCGCCGGGGCAGUUUAUGCCCUUCUUCAUUUCUUUGGCCCAGCUAUUCAGCGUCUUUUACGGCUUUGGGUCGACGGCGCUGAAUUUGGCUGCUGACGACGUGAGCUUUUCUGACUUGGGAUUUGAAGAUGAAGAAGACUUGAAAUGUCCUCAUGGGGAUAAUGCCAGUGGCGCAAGUGAUCCCAUUGAGAUGAAUGCUGUGGUUGUUGCGAGUGGAAAAUAA
This is a messenger RNA of Trichoderma gamsii, 966 nucleotides long. RefSeq lists its product as hypothetical. The transcript has 3 exons. The record is from RefSeq and is a predicted model, not a curated record. Bases 1 to 966 code for a protein of 321 amino acids. NCBI's taxonomy places the organism in Eukaryota, Fungi, Ascomycota, Sordariomycetes, Hypocreales, Hypocreaceae.